GUAACAACACCAAAACAUCAAGACACUAGACCAAGCCAUCAUCCAAUCCCCGCAAAUCAAAAUUUCACACCAAUAUGUCCCGCGACUCUUCCCGCACCCCCCUCCACCUCCCCCACCCCCGCGUCGCCGACCUCUUCGAAGACUUCACUCGCUCCCACCUCACCCCCGAAGAGAUAUAUGUCCCGCCGCAGCACCAGCCCCCAAAUCCCGAAGACGAAGACGACGUGGUGCCGGACCAGCAUGCAGCGUUUGGGAUCCAGCGCGCGACCAUGAAGCAGAAGGAGCCUGCGUGGCGGGACUUGGGGCUUGAGGAGCUGUUGCGAAAGGGACCGAGAGAGGGCGUCAGUGGAAGCAAGGGGAAAGAGGGAGCAGGGACGGCGGUAGGGUUGGAGUUGAGAUUGAAGGCGGGUGUCCUAGGAAGGAGUGGGAGGGGGGAGGGGAGUGGGUUGCCGCGAUGAGGGUGCAGAGGGGACGGUAUAACUCGAGGAAUUAUGGUGAUGGGCUACUAUGAGGAAACUGCGAAGGCGCCGCUACCAUUGGACUGGACUCUAGUUUGACAGCCAGACGGGAUCAACAGGAUUGAAAUCCUUUCCAAAGAGCUGGUCGUGGGAGGGUGACAUACCACAAGAGCUGUAUGAGACAUACUACAGUAGUCAAGGCAAUUAGCAUGGUGGCAUAUUUGGUCAUGCACGACAGGACAGGAGCUGGGGCCGGUAUACUGCGUAAUUGCAGAUGCUCGAACGCUGAUAUCCAAGCUGUCGAUAUCCAUACUAUUCAUCAAGCUACUUCUACACAAAGGAAGUCAUGUAGCCGAGUACACUUAUAAGCAUUACCUAUUAAUUUCUCAAGUCCAGCUUGCGAGAG
This is a messenger RNA of Mytilinidion resinicola, 864 nucleotides long. RefSeq names its product Apc13p-domain-containing protein. Lineage: Eukaryota; Fungi; Ascomycota; Dothideomycetes; Mytilinidiales; Mytilinidiaceae. Bases 75 to 458 code for a protein of 127 amino acids. Gene Ontology annotation, cellular component: anaphase-promoting complex. The record is from RefSeq and is a predicted model, not a curated record. The transcript is spliced from 2 exons. Gene Ontology annotation, biological process: positive regulation of mitotic metaphase/anaphase transition.